CGGACACGUGUGUGCGAGUUUGUUGUGCAGACAGUAACCACCCAUCUACAUCUGCGGCGAAGGCGAAGCCUGGUUGAAGUUUAAAUUAACUGAAAACAGGAAGGAUGGGUUCUAGGCUGAACUAUGCCAACAAAGUGAUCCUAGCUCCGAUGGUGAGGAUAGGCACUCUCCCUACAAGACUAUUGGCAUUGGAAUAUGGUGCCGACAUUGUAUAUUGCGAGGAGUUGAUUGAUUUCAAAAUGCUCACUUGCAGGAGAAAAGUGAAUGAUGUUCUUGGAACUGUUGAUUACAUAUCGAAGGAUGAUGUGGUAGUCUUCCGUACCUGUUCAAAAGAAACAGAUCGACUAGUGUUCCAGAUGGGAACAGCGGAUGCCCAGCGAGCACUGAAGGUUGCGAAGAUGCUUGAGAAAGACAUAUCGGGAAUCGAUAUCAAUAUGGGCUGUCCUAAGGAUUUCUCAUUGCAAGGAGGUAUGGGAGCAGCACUGCUCAAAACACCAGAUCGUAUCAAGGAGAUUCUGACAACAUUGGUUCAGGGAGUGAAAAUUCCUGUAACAUGCAAGAUUCGAAUCCUCCCCAAGUUGGAGGACACCAUAGCACUUGCCAAGAUGAUUGAGCAAACUGGUGUUGCUGCCCUUGCUGUCCAUGGACGUCUUACUGAAGAGCGCCCUCGCCACCCUGUACACUGUGAUGCAAUCAAGGCAAUUUCUGAUUGUAUUAGUAUUCCACUGAUUGCAAAUGGAGGUUCACAAGACAUCAUCAAAUCCUAUGAUGACAUAGAGAAAUUCCGAGAGAUGACCGGAGCGUCAUCGGUGAUGAUAGCCAGGGAGGCCCAGUGGAACCCGUCCAUCUUCCGAAAGGAAGGCAAACUGCCAAUACAGGAUGUGAUCAAGAGAUACAUCCAAUAUGCUGUAGACUAUGAUAAUGUUUACACCAACAUGAAGUACUGCAUCCAACAGAUCCUAAGAGAUGAGGUCCAAUCUGAACGGGGUCAGGAAUUACAGCGUUCAAAGAGUGUGAAGGAGAUCUGUUCAGCAUUUGACAUGAAUGAUUACCAUGACAAGGUCUUGGCAGCAAGGUCAGAAACCAUAGAAGAGCUAGAUUGCACAGAGAUGGCCCCUAAGAAACGGAAGCUGAAUGAUGGGACCUUCGUCAUAGAAGCACCAUGUAAAAUAAACAGGAAACAGUUGAGGCUAUUCAAGACAAGUUACAAGAGUUUGCUGGUACAGUACUGCCAUGCCCAGAGACUACAACUGCCUCGAUACACCACAGAGGAGGAUAAAAAGAAUAAUGUUUUCAGGUCUUCUAUUAGAUUGAACAAUCAGGAAUAUGCCACAACACUAUGGUGUACAAGUAAGAAGUUUUCUGAGCAAGCUGCAGCAGCAGUUUGCUGCCAACAGCUCGGCUUGUCUCUCCAAAAGAGGGACCCUUCCUCGGGCACUCCUUCAAAGAAGAGCUGUACCAAAUCAGGAGAUCAGAAGGUCAAAAAGCAAGGUCAGGAGGUAAAAUCAAAAGGUCAGGCUACAGACCAAUCCGAGCAGCAGGACAUCGUGAAUAGCCAGCCUGUCGAAGGGCAGGAAGAGGUUUGUAAUGGGACGGGGGCAGAAUCAUCCAGUUCACAGAAAGCAGGGGAUGCUUCCCCCUCAACCGUGCCUGCACCAAGCAAGGAUUGCUCUACACAUCAUCAGGAUGAAAGAUAUGGUGAUAUUGCUGAGCAGAGAUGACAUAAGUCUAUGCCCUAAAUGAUAUCCGUCAGUAACAUAAGUACUAUGCAAUAUACUAAUAUUUUAACCACUUUUAACCAUAAUGGAAAAUGAAUGCUUGAAUCCUUGUGUAAUUAGCAAUAUUUUCCUUUUUAAGUCUAUAUAUUAGAAAUAACAGAUUGAUUUAAUUUCUUUUUAAAUUUGUUAUUUGCCUAUUUUGCAUGACUAAGGAUGAGAUUACAUUUUCAUCGCAUUGCCAAUUUCAAUAUUGCCAAGAUUGAUUUUCUUAACACAUUUAUCAUUAUUGAACCAAAGAUGUGAAUGCAGAAAAUUGGCACAGUAUAUUCAGAUUUGUUUUAUUUAUUUGACUAAUUGGGUUCUGCAUUAGCAGCUUCACAAUGUGGUCACUCUAUCCUCAUACCUGUUACAUAAAGCUUAGUAAUUAAUUGUUAAGCUUCUUUUUAUGAUGAAUCAUACAUGAUAAUUAAUGCAAUCAGUUGUAGAAAUCAACCCUGUGAUCAAUAACUAAGCUUCAUGAUACAGGCCCCUGAAUAAUGAAUUAGAAAACUUCUUGGAGUUUUGCAUAGAAUUCUUUUUUUUUUAACCUUUUACUCUUGGUAGUAAUAUUAUCCUUCAGUAUUUUUAUGCUUCAUACCAUUAAUAUCUGAUUGCAUUGCAAAGGUUUAAAAGAAUUUUGCUUAUCAUACUUGAAAAGUUCAUUUAACCAAUUAAAUUAAAACUGCGAUCCUGCUUGAAC
This is a messenger RNA of Lytechinus variegatus (green sea urchin), 2457 nucleotides long. RefSeq names its product tRNA-dihydrouridine(20) synthase [NAD(P)+]-like. Gene Ontology annotation, biological process: tRNA dihydrouridine synthesis. NCBI's taxonomy places the organism in Eukaryota, Metazoa, Echinodermata, Echinoidea, Temnopleuroida, Toxopneustidae. The record is from RefSeq and is a predicted model, not a curated record. The transcript has 13 exons. The coding region runs from base 105 to 1721 and encodes 538 amino acids. Gene Ontology annotation, cellular component: cytoplasm. Gene Ontology annotation, molecular function: tRNA binding; tRNA dihydrouridine synthase activity; flavin adenine dinucleotide binding.